AUGACAGAUUCUCUGGACCGACACGUGGUUGGCGUCGUCUGGGUGCACCCGUCGCUAGUCCAACGUCCAUUACCAGGGGAUCCACAUCAUUGGGGGAAGACUGAAGACCCUCGUGAUGUCGAAAAGCUCGUCAACUAUCUCAACGACGUCGGAGCAGACAGUGUUCGGUUGCGUGCCGCCGAGUUCCAGGUUUGGGGCCGCAUCACGAGGGAGGCCCUGAAGCAACUCACCGCGUCUUUACAAGUGUCCGAAUCUGCGCUCCGGGAGACCAUUAUCAGCGGGAAGCAUCUAUAUCUACGUGACGAUCUUUCUAUACAAUGCUUCGGCAACGGUCACCUCCUGGACGUCGCGGCCACUUGGUCUAGCAACGAAUGCUGGCCCGUUCGUCUGCACUGCUUUGAUCUCGACCCUACUCAGCUCCAACGGUACUACGAAAAGCUGGCAAGCCAAGCAUGCCUGGGCCUCGCCCCUACUGAUGGCGAGAUUUGCCGGCAUGUGUUAAAAUAUUGGCACUUGGGGAAACCCCUUCUCCGCAAAGCCUGGGAGGCCCAGAUUCGGACCAAGCCAAAACGCAAAUGUUUGGCCGCUUUGUUUGGACACUGUGCUACAGUCGACGCAUUGGUCAAGUUAGUUCCUUUUGAGGGUCUGUGGCCAGAGCUGAAGCUAGGGAACUGGCAGAAGAUCAGUGCGGCCCGUUGUGACGAGAUGGUGGCGAUGUACCUCAUUCGGAUGCAUCAAGUAUGGGAAGAUAUUCUCAGAGGCGGGACACACCUACCACCGCUCCUCGACCUGCAAUCUGUCAGGCUGCUACAAGGCAGAGCACCAUGCGCCAGCACUGACGACCGCGAUUUCAUCCGGAUUAAGAUGAGCAACGGCGAGUUGUUCCCCCACGUCACAGACUCGGCAGAGAGAGAUGUCAUUCUGGGGAAUAUAUUGAAGGUCCGAGGAAUCAUCUGCAGCUUUGAGCUGUUCGACGGAAACAUGAAAUAUCUGUCUAUUGGCGCUAAAAUCCUCAAGACAAUCUUCACGCUGUCCAUGACUGACAAGGCCACCGAGCUAGCUGAUCGCACUGAAACCAGUAUAUCAUACGAUCCACCACGGUGCUUCGGCGAGAUUCGGGCUGAGCGUCCGACCCUGUACAGUUCGCUUCGCGAGCUCUGGGAUGAUGCGCAGCCGCCGGUCUCAGAAUGCGAAGAAGGUGUUUAUACUCGCCUGACCGGUCCACCGUGCGCCGAGGCGGCCUUCCUGGGCUUGAUUCUACCCACGCUACGACACUUUCCUCGGUUGAGUCGCGAAGCUCCUCUUUCAAAUGUGGGCAGCAACGCAAUCGCGGCACGCGUCGAUGAUGCCUUUGUGCAAGCGCUUUGCCGCCGCGCUGAUAUAUUAGGCUUUCGUCACAGCAUAAUCGACCAAAGUAGAAUUAAUUCACCAUCUCAGUGGAGCGGCAUCAUGGCGGUUAAUCAGCGGUCUAUGAGUACGCCGGCGAAUUGGCGAUACGGCAAGCCGUCUCUCGUGACUUUGUUGGCCCUACAACGUGACGGGUUCUGGGUUGCCAACCCGCCUGUAGGUUCUACAAAGAAAAGUCUUGCACCAUCUUUUGUCUUCCAAGACUUGAUCGCCUCUUUCUUCGGCACCUUGCGAUGGGGCGUCGAUGACCGCGCGCCGCCGAUGCACGUGAGCCUGGACAGUUACGUACGCCCCCGCAGUGCUGGACCACGGUAUCGUAAUGAGAGCCGUUCUCCCACUGUUAACCUUUAUUUCUAA
Verticillium alfalfae VaMs.102 is the source of this 1764-nucleotide messenger RNA. RefSeq lists its product as hypothetical. The record is from RefSeq and is a predicted model, not a curated record. The transcript has 2 exons. The coding region runs from base 1 to 1764 and encodes 587 amino acids. Lineage: Eukaryota; Fungi; Ascomycota; Sordariomycetes; Glomerellales; Plectosphaerellaceae.